AUGCCGCUGCCAUCCGAUCUUACUAUUUCAAGGACCAAGUUCGAUAGCAGAGAGAUUGAUGAGGAGACCAAGAAGUUUAAUGAGGGAUUAAUCAAGAUUUGGAAGGAUGGGCCGAGGUGGUAUGAGGUCGGCGCUUCAACCUACCGCACGCUCCGCUGGGAAGGCAAAACGCCUCUUCCCAAACUUAAUCAUUACAACAUCACCGUUGUUUCGAUUGGAUACCGUCUUGCUCCUGAAGAUCCAUGGCCAAAGGGUAUAGAAGACUGCUACGACGCAGCAGAGUGGCUUGUCAAGAACAGCAAACAAGAAUUUGGAGGAGAACUACUAUUUACCGGCGGCGAGUCCGCGGGCGCCCACCUCGCUCUAUUGACAGCCCUCCACCUCUUAACCACCACCCCAACCUUCUCCUUCCGCGCCCUCCUCCUCCACUUCGGCUGCUACGACCUCUCCGCCUUUCUACCCCACGCACAUAACCACACCCUCUCCCUCGUAGUAGACCGCGACGUAAUGACGUCCUAUGUCAACGCGCUACUACCCUACACCACGGAGUCCGAGCGGCGUCACCCCUCCAUAAGCCCCUUUUGGACCGAUCUCAGACAAUAUUCAGGGAGGCUGCCGCCUGCACUGUUUACGUGUGGCAGCGAGGAUCCGUUGCUAGAUGACAGUGUGAUGAUGGGGGCGAAGUGGGGGAUGUGGGGUGGGGCGACUGUGGUGAAGAUUUAUACGGGGGCGCCGCAUGGAUUCAUUGGGUUUGCGAGGGGGACGAUUCGGGCGGUCGGAGAGGCGUUAGAUGAUAUGGAGGUGUUUAUUGAAGAGAAUAUUGGUGGGUUAUGA
Molecule: messenger RNA, 834 nt
Organism: Plenodomus lingam JN3
Lineage: Eukaryota; Fungi; Ascomycota; Dothideomycetes; Pleosporales; Leptosphaeriaceae
Molecular function (GO): lipase activity
Source: RefSeq, a predicted model, not a curated record